Sphaerulina musiva SO2202 is the source of this 2949-nucleotide messenger RNA. RefSeq lists its product as uncharacterized. The transcript is spliced from 2 exons. The record is from RefSeq and is a predicted model, not a curated record. The coding region runs from base 164 to 640 and encodes 158 amino acids. NCBI's taxonomy places the organism in Eukaryota, Fungi, Ascomycota, Dothideomycetes, Mycosphaerellales, Mycosphaerellaceae.
GGCAUAUAUGGCAUUGUGGAUGGACCUCCUCUUGCUUCUUCUUCUUCUUUCAGUCUAUUUCUCGUAUUCAGUAGUAAGUUCAGGUAGGUAGGUAGGUAGGUAGAAAGCACAAAUUUUGCGACAAUGACCUUAUUUUUCCUCACAUUUUCAGAAUGGAGCCUCCAUGUUCGCUUGGGGGAGAAUUGUGUCACAACAGAUUUCUGAGAACGUGGGAGGUACGGUGGUACAACCAUCUAAGCGCGCAGGCAGAUGGAGAAAGCUUUACCGGCGAUGUUGCAGGCUUGCAGCACUACCUACAUACCACACAUACCACAGGCGCACGUCUCUUGUUAGUGUGAAGCAUUCCAUGUCGUCUCGUGAUGAGCAAGACUUUCCCAAAUCAUCUUUACCAUCAUCCAACGACAACAUAGCGUCCAGCAGCAGUGUGUCUCGUUCCCUGCCGCCCCCUGACAACAACGUCCUACCUGUGUGUGUACUCCUUCAAGGGUCGCCAUACCGCUUCGACUUAUCCCGUGGCAUAGAGGUGAUGGCCGAAAGGCACGAGCACUUCGAGCGCGUGCCAGAGCGUUGUGUACGCCGAGGACUCGUCCCGUGCCUGCUCCUGCAAGCCCCGCUGGGAGCCCGCGAGGCAUUGCAGUAGCUACAGACACUAAGAUCGAGGUCGUGCCAUUUCGAGAGCGCUGGCCGUGUGCUGUCUAAGAGUACCCCCAGCGGCAUUCAUGCGGUCGCUGCGCGCAGCAAGUCCCGCCCUAGGCUCCUUGGUAUCUCCACAUACUCUGACACCGCGCACAGAUUGUCAUCUCCCUAUCACUAGGCCACGCGGAGCGGUCGCUCAUACGCAUGACCCGGAAGUGCUCGGAGGAUUUUGGCGGCCUGGCGUUGCCCAGUAGCGGUCGUGUGUCGUGCUACGUUCCCCAGGUCAGUGCUCCAAGCGCUUCGCACUGAUACAUAACGCGCUCGCGCGCGCGCAAGCCACCCAUAAUGCCAUGGAUGAACGUGACGCUCUGUCAAGUGCAAGCCAGCCGGACGAGCUCGUCCGAAGGUCGACACUGUGCGCAGGCUCGUCUCUGUGGACAAUCUCACUUCCCCUGAGCGUCUACUCGGGCUGUUGACGGCAAUCGUCUCCGUUGAUAGCCUGCUCCAUGUGCUGCUCUGGACGGCUCGGGGACGAUCAAGAGCGGCGAUGCUGUUCGUGGUCUGGCGUUGCCCAGCGGUGGUAGCGAGAGGGGACGAGGGGGGGCGUCUGUCAAGUCAGUCCCGCAUGCGUCCUGCCUUGAUGCAUUGAUGCAUGGCUGGCGGGCUUGAUGUGCAUAUGGCAGGCCGUCAGGGCGGGUACAGGUCCAUCAUGAUGAGCAGGGUGCGUGCGGUGUCGAAGAUAGCGUUUGCAGGCGGUGCGUGGCCGUCCGUCGGUAGCCGGGCGUGACUCCAUCGAUGUGGAUAAGGUAGUAGAGCUGCCUUACCUACCUGACUCUUAGCAGAACCACAAUUAGCCGGGAUGAUAGGGCCAUAUCCAUUUGCCAAGGGGAUGUCGGCUCCCAAAAAUCAGGCUGGCUGCCGUCUGGGUACGAGUACGGGUGCGUGUAGCCGACGAGAGCUUCCAUCUAGAAGGCGCUACCGGUGUCAGCGCCGUGUGCGACAACCGCAUGCGAGGCAAGAAGGCAUCCCCAUCCCGUACGCUCAGGUUAGGUAGCUUAAGGUACCUUACUCCUGCCUGAUAUGGACCUCACCUGUCCGUUUGUUCCUCCACCUGGGACUACUUACCGACCGUAUAUUCCACCACCACCAUCAUCACCACCUCCACCACCACCACCACCAACCACUACCACGACGCCGUGACGGGCACCCUCCCACCACACGAGCACGACACGAGACAACACAGCAUGAGACGGGCAUCGCUGAGACGCCGGCGAGACCACGCACGAGGGACCAUGUCCUCUGCCACUGCCACUGCCACUGCCACUGCCACUGCCACUGCCCUUGUCGACCACCAUGGCUGGCCAUCGACUGCGUUGUCGUGCUGCCGACCAUCCAGCACUCACUCGUCCGUCCGCUCGCCCGCUACACGAGGACCACCGACCUAGCCUGGGAGUAACAAGCCGGGACGAACAUCACGCGCUAAAGUCGUACCUUUUCCAUGCAUGGUCUGCCUGGCAACUAGGACAUUCAGCGAAGUUCUGCUCUCGCAGUCUCGGAGAUACCAGUGCACCUGGAGGUGGCUCCUUCCUCUGGUUGGCCCCAGCGACAGCAAAUCGCUCCCGCCAUUCAAUCUGGAAAAGGAAGAAGGAAUCUACCUAGGUAGAUAGUCCAACUAAACAGCAGCUUCGGCGGGGCUGCACAUGUAUGCACUAUUUCGGUCUGGUGCUCAGCAGUGUGCAAGCAGCCUGCUGAUACAGCCACCGUUCAAGAACUUCUCUGUCGUGCCGCGAGCGAGGUGAAUGGUUCGGAAUCUCUGAGAGAGUCUAUCCUGCUUAGUCGGGACAAGGUGCACAGGCCUGUUGGGGAAUGUUGCAUGCAAUGCGUCGGCAAAACAGUUCGAGAUGGUUUUCCCUCAUGGACCACACUUUCGACCACUUGCUGGGCCGUCGGAUCCAUGUCCAGACCAUAUCCAGGCCAUGUCAAGCACUGUACCGCCGUGAGGACCAGCCAGACUUCAUGUCAUGUGGCGCAUACCUGUCCCUCCCGAAGUCAGUCCUGCUUCCGGGGAUCCAACAAGCAAUGGCUCGAGUGAAAAAGUCGCAGCUUUGGUCGAGACCGCCAUAUGCUGCUGGUCCCGCGACGACGACGUGUCGAAGCAUGGAGUAUUUGCAUCUUUACGGCUCGUACGGCGUGCGAGGAGCAUUCAGUUCGAUGCAUGCACACAUCCUCGUCAUGGUCGUCGAUGGCGACCGGGUCGUCAUCAUGCGAAGUGGGAAUGGAGCGGCUGGUAUGCCUAUGCCUGGCCUUCCAUAA